This is a messenger RNA of Hirundo rustica (Barn swallow), 610 nucleotides long. Its product is annotated as ADP-ribosylation factor-like protein 3. Gene Ontology annotation, biological process: cilium assembly. The transcript has 6 exons. Gene Ontology annotation, cellular component: cytoplasm; microtubule cytoskeleton. Gene Ontology annotation, molecular function: GTPase activity; GTP binding. NCBI's taxonomy places the organism in Eukaryota, Metazoa, Chordata, Aves, Passeriformes, Hirundinidae. The record is from RefSeq and is a predicted model, not a curated record. The coding region runs from base 47 to 610 and encodes 187 amino acids.
CCGGCAGCUCCCAGGCGGUGCCGCGGGCCGGAGAGACUCCCAGACCAUGGGUGAUGUGCAGAAGGGGCUGCUCUCCGUCAUCCAGAAGCUGAAGGGUUCGCCGGAGCAGGAGCUCCGCAUCGUCCUGCUGGGGCUGGACAACGCGGGCAAAACAACGCUGCUGAAGCGCCUGGCGUCCGAGGAGGUCAGCACCAUCACCCCCACACAGGGAUUCAACAUCAAGAGCGUCCACUCCCACGGUUUGAAGCUGAAUGUCUGGGAUAUCGGGGGGCAGCGCUCCAUCCGCCCGUACUGGAAGAAGUAUCUGGGCAGCACAGACCUGCUGAUUUAUGUAAUUGACAGCGCCGACCAGAAGCGCUUUGAGGAGACCGGGCAGGAGCUGGCAGAGCUCACGGAGGACGAGUCCCUCACAGGGGUCCCACUGCUGGUGUUUGCCAACAAGCAGGACCUGGUGACCGCAGCACCCGCAGCCGAAAUCGCAGAAGGGCUGAGCCUCCACACCUACCGGGACCGCGAGUGGCAGAUCCAGGCCUGCUCGGCCCUGUCUGGGGAAGGGGUGCAGGAUGGGAUGAACUGGAUUUCCAGCCACAUCAUGAACAGGAAGAAGUGA